Molecule: messenger RNA, 2889 nt
Organism: Trichosurus vulpecula (common brushtail)
Lineage: Eukaryota; Metazoa; Chordata; Mammalia; Diprotodontia; Phalangeridae
Gene: TMEM87A
Product: transmembrane protein 87A
Exons: 20
Coding region: 6-1697 (563 amino acids)
Biological process (GO): retrograde transport, endosome to Golgi
Cellular component (GO): Golgi apparatus; Golgi cisterna membrane
Source: RefSeq, a predicted model, not a curated record
AGUCCAUGGCCGCGAAGAUGGCGGUCGCUGCGUGGCUUCGGCUGGUGCCUGUCACUCUUACUCUCCUCGGCACGUUGCCGUCCCCGCUCUCUCUUCCCAGCGCGGGGCCAGGACCAGCUGCCGCCGCCGAGAGAUCCAAGUGGCAUGUCCCGGUGCACUUGGAGAAGAAGAAGUAUUUUAGUUUUGGAAAGAUCCUCUUCAACAACACUUCUAUCAUCUUGAAGUUUGAAGGAGAACCUUUGGAUCCAUCCUUGAGUUUCAAUGUGACCUGGUACUUGCGUUCCUGUAACUGUUACAAUGAAGUCUUCAACUUUGGGGAUGAACAAGCAGAAACGUAUUUUGGAAGCACUAAGGAGGAACGUCACGGUUGGCCUGGGUCCUAUGAAAUGUUACCAACCUUGUUCCAGAACUACAGUGAACUCUUUAAACCACAGAGUUUUUCUGGGGAUUUUAUGCAUCCAGUGGUACUAGCAGGAGGAAAACAAGAGGCUAGGUACAAUGGAACAAACCACACGGCUAUUGUGGAGAAGCCUUCAACGAAUGCUGCUAUUAAAACUUGGCAAGAUGGGCCAUAUAUUUUCAUUGUUCAGAUUGGAAUUUCAUCCUCAAAGGAUUCUUUGAAAGAAGCACCACAAAGUAAACUUUUUACCAUGACUGUGGAAGUGAAGGGUCCCUAUGAAUACCUCUCUCUUGCAGAAUAUCCCCUCAUGAUUUUCUUCAUGGUGAUGUGUAUCGUGUAUGUCCUGUUUGGUGUUUUGUGGCUGGCGUGGUCUGCUUGCUACUGGCGAGAUCUCCUGAGAAUUCAGUUUUGGAUUGGUGCCGUCAUCUUUCUGGGAAUGCUAGAGAAGGCAGUCUUCUAUGCAGAAUUCCAGAAUAUUCGCUACAAAGGAGAGUCUGUCCAAGGUGCCCUGAUUCUUGCAGAGCUGCUUUCAGCAGUGAAACGAUCCCUGGCUCGGACUCUGGUCAUCAUAGUCAGUCUGGGCUAUGGGAUAGUCAAGCCUCGCCUUGGAGUCACUCUUCACAAAGUCGUGGUGGCAGGAGCUCUCUAUCUCUUGUUCUCUGGCAUGGAAGGUGUCCUCAGAGUUACUGGGGCCCAGACUGACCUUGCUUCCUUGGCCUUUAUCCCCUUGGCUUUCCUAGACACUGCCCUGUGCUGGUGGAUAUUCAUCAGCCUGACUCAAACAAUGAAGCUCCUAAAACUUCGGAGGAACAUUGUGAAGCUCUCUCUGUAUCGCCAUUUCACCAACACACUCAUUUUAGCAGUUGCAGCAUCUAUCGUAUUCAUCAUCUGGACAACCAUGAAGUUCAGGCUAGUGGAUUGUCAAUCGGACUGGCAGGAGCUGUGGGUAGAUGAUGCCAUCUGGCGGUUGCUAUUCUCGAUGAUCCUGUUUGCCAUCAUGGUUCUGUGGAGACCAUCUGCAAACAACCAAAGGUUUGCCUUUUCACCAUUGUCUGAAGAAGAGGAAGAUGAUGAACAGAAAGAGCCCAUGCUGAAAGAAAGCUUUGAAGGAAUGAAAAUGAGAAGCACGAAACAAGAACCAAAUGGAAAUAGUAAAGUUAACAAACCUCAAGAAGAUGAUUUGAAAUGGGUAGAAGAAAAUGUUCCUUCUUCUGUGACAGAUGUAGCACUUCCAGCCCUUCUAGAUUCUGAUGAGGAAAGAAUGAUCACACACUUUGAAAGAUCCAAAAUGGAAUGAAGAAUGGAGUGAAUUUCAGGGCAGAGCUUGUUAGUGUCAGGGAAGAGAUUAGCAUUUGUGUCAGACUUCUGCGGCUGCUCCACUGGCUGAAAGGAGGCAGUGGCACACCCCUGAUCUGUUACUUGUGAGAGAGAGAGAGAGAGAGGCAUUGUAGCCGGGCAAGCAUCCCAUUGGGAAACAGGUCAUAGAAUAACAAAAUCCUUGUAAAAGGUUCUGAUUUACAAUUCCCCCUCUUCUACUCCAAAUCCCUGACUUGGAUGUUUAAGCAAACCACAUGUAUUGUUUCAGCUAUUUAAUUUGUCAGACUAAAAUUUUAACACCAAAGGGACAAAGUCCAUAAUAUGUAAUGCCCAGAAGCAACUGCCUAUGAUUUUAUUUAUUUUUUUGGAGAGGUGUUGGAGAAAGUUGUUAUUUAUCCUUCAGUUUUCUGGGGAGCAGAUGUUACACCUUGCAGAGCUAGUUGGGAGACAAAAAGGGCCCCUUUGAUUUAAGGCGUCCCCAGUACUAUCAGUGAUUAAAAGUACCAAAAAAUAGAAAGAUUUGAAAAUGUUAACAGUGGGAUUCAGAUCAUUUUUUAAAGCAAAAUCAAGUGCAAUUUUGUUUACAAAAUGGUGUAUAUUAAAGAUUUUUUCUAUUUCAGAUGUAAUUUAGAGAGAAAAUAUUAGCUUAACUCUUUUGAUGUCUGCUAUUGUGACACAUCCCAUUGCUGGCAAUGUGGUGCACACCUGAGAACUUUUAACUACUGCUCUGACAGCCUCUAAGUGCUGCAUUGCUAUCUCCUAUGCAAUGCUUUGUCUGCCCUGGCAUUACAGGGAUAAUAGGUGUUCCCCUGGUACUGCAGCAGGUGCAGAGGCAUUCCUUCCACCUGAGAGCAUAUGAGUAAACUUCCUGCUGGAGGGUACUGCAAUGCUUCAGAAGAGGACAACUGAUUAUAAAGGAAGCAGGUCCUUCCAGCUUAGUUGAAUAUCCCUGUAUGGGGUGGGAUACAUUAGGGUGAACUGUUACUGUUUCUGGUGUUGGUUAAGAAUGUUUAAAGGCAUCACAAGGGGAGUUGCUGAAUUAGAAGUCAUUUUAAGGACUCCAUUUCUGUUCUAACAGUUUUCUCAACUUUUGCCUUCCCAAGUUACGGAUUUCUGUUCUAAAUACAAAAAGUUCAUGCCACUUUUUAAUAUUAAAAACCUUAAAGUCAAAA